AUGUCUAAGGUAAACGAUUUUAUAGAUUCUCAGAAGACAAUCUAUGAGCUAAAGCCAUCGAAGCAACGCAGGAUCCCCAGUAUACCUGAUGGAUGCAAAGAAGGUAGACCUUUGAAUGAUAGCGAGUAUGAGAAAGCUGGAAAGGUCCCAUUUGUUCGACUGCUAGGUGGAAAAGAACCACUUCGAAACGUGAAAAUCAGGCAUGAAUUAUACCAGAAGAAUUGGGCCCGACAGAUGCAUGCGAUCGAUAGCGUCUUGUCGAAAACUGAUAGGUUUAAGUUUCGUUCAUUGCGUGAUUUCUUGAGUCGGAGAGAUACAUCAAGCAACCAGAACGACUUACUGACUACUGCAUUGUUAAAUUUAGGAUCAAACAUCUCCAAUCACGAUAGAUUGCUUAAUAAUGUUUGCCGCUAUUUACGAGAAGACGAAAAUGUGUGCUUGGUCAAAAUCAAUCCCAAUGUAUGUUUCAACAUCCAGCGAAUAAUCAAACGUAUAGAAGACACACUAGCUUGUAAAGUGCAUGACAUUGUGAGUGGAAAAUUGAGCAACCAUAGUAAAAAGAACGAGAGAAAAAACAAUUCAAGAAAGAGAGACAGAAGUGGAGGCAAUAUUCAAAAAGCUGGAACUCCGACACCUAGACGAAAGAAGAGGAAACAUGCUGAAUCUGGAAGUGGAGUUUCCGACGCAAUAAAGAUUGAAGACGGAAAUGAAGGUUAUGAUACUAUACUCAUUGAUUACGAUGAUGAUAUUGAUGAUGGUGAUUAUAGGAAUGAUGAGGAAAAUAGUAAUGAAGAUGAAAAUGAGGACAUGGAAGACCAAGUUGACGAAGAAGAAGAAGAAGAAGAGUCUGAUGACGACUUUGAUAUCGAGCUAAACAAUGACUUUGAUUUGCUACCCAAGAAAAUAGAGAAAGAUAAAUAUGUGGAUAUAGAAGACAUGCUCCAGGUGUUUGAGAAGGCAGGAGUUCGUUUAAUUGUGUUGGUCCAAAAUGCUGAUGCAAUGAACUCUAUUUUAAUCCAACAGACAUUGAUGCUACUUCACAGGUAUAAUCAAAUAUCCGAAGUGUAUAGUAUCAUUGGCAUUUCAACACCAUUCAUCAUUUUCCAGGAAAAGGUGCCCAAAAUACUCAUUGGGAAAUUGAGAACCAGGAGUUUUGCCGUUGAUAAUUCCAAUGAAGCCAUCAACCAAAUUAUGGAAGACUUGCUAUUGAAUAUCAACGAAACGUACAAUUCUCUAAUUUUUGAUCCCAAGCUAGUCUUGAAGUUUUUGUAUCGAAGGGAUGUCAUGAGUAUUCAGCAGUUCAGCAAUUAUAUGAAAUUGAUUUACAUGCGUCAUUACUACAGUCAACCAUUGUCACUUUUCUGGACUAAUGAUUUCAGCAAAAUUGAUUUGAACAGUAUUUAUUUCAAAAUUUUCAAGACUUUACCAUCUGUGAUGGAAAAUAGCAGUGAACUUGAUAAAAAACAUCUUGUUGGUAUAGUUGAAAAUGAUGUUCAAGUUAUUGGUGACCUACUACGUACAAAUUUGAAUCAGUUAAUCAAUUGGAGGUUCAAUUUUAGAAAUUUGAUUGAUUUUUUAAAUUUUGCACAAGCCUCAAUUUUGGAUGUGAAGAUAUGGUCGAACAACUUGGAGCUUUUUCAACUUUUGUUCGAGAAAUACUAUGAAUUACGAGAUGCUAAAGAGGUAUGGAAUGAUACUAGCGAAGUUGAUGAACAAGAAAUCGAUGACGAAGACGAGAAGAAAAGAAACAAAAAGAAAACGAAGAGCAAAUAUUCGAAUUCGAAGAUUAGUCAUACAAGUUUAUUCAAGUUUUUGAUUGAAUUGUGGGAUGUAUUGAAAAAUACUUCCCACGAAAAAGUUGAAUCAUUCUACGAUCAAUUAUGUUCUGAUGAACAAUUCACUUUUAUAACGAAAAGUGAAAGAUUUCCAAAAAAGUGUCCAACGAAGGGGGCGAUAAAUGGAUUUAUUGAGGUGAUACAACUCGCCCUUCGAGAUCAAGUUUGUGAGCUUGAUUUGGAUGGACAGGCAUUUAGAGAAAUUUGUGUCGUUCGGGAAGAUGCUGUUUGGAAAAUCCAUGAUGGGUUUGAGCCAUGUGUUCGAGAAAAUUGUCUUAAAAAUUUGGACGAGCCAGGCAAGGUUCUAUUCAACUCUCGACACUGGGUUUUCAACGAGCAGAAUGAGACGCAAAAGACAGAAGUUAAGAUGUUCAGUGUCAUUGAGCCGAUAUUAUGUGAGAUGUAUCGAAUAUUCAAAGAAACGGGGUUGGUAAUGAAUGUGUAUGACUUUUAUCAAGUUUUCAAGAACAGUAUAGUGAGUCGAAGAGAGUUGAUAACGCUGAUGCGAGAGAAAAUGAUGAGUGGAGAGCAUGUAAAGGGCUUGAAACACGAGGAGAUUGAAAAGUUGCUUGAGAUUCUGGAUAAGAUUGAAGUUGAGUUGGAAGGUGGAGAAGUGGAGGAAGAAUGGGAUAAGAUGCUUCUAUCGUGGUUUUUGAAGAGUAUUUCAGAGUUUCAGAUGCUCGGUUUGCUAAAAGAGGGCAAGAACAAGAGUCAGAGCGUUGAGAAGUCGCUCUGGAGAGGGAUCUGA
Molecule: messenger RNA, 2583 nt
Organism: Pichia membranifaciens NRRL Y-2026
Lineage: Eukaryota; Fungi; Ascomycota; Pichiomycetes; Pichiales; Pichiaceae
Exons: 1
Coding region: 1-2583 (860 amino acids)
Biological process (GO): DNA replication; DNA replication initiation
Cellular component (GO): DNA replication preinitiation complex; nuclear origin of replication recognition complex; nuclear pre-replicative complex
Molecular function (GO): DNA replication origin binding
Source: RefSeq, a predicted model, not a curated record